AUGCUAAGCUCAGAAAACGAAUCAACAUAUAAUGUUGGUACAUCUGUAGACGUUAAACCAAAUGAAGAGGAGAAUGUUUUGGAGAUGGAAUCCAAAUACAAAAAUAAGGUAACUGAGGAUCGAGUCAAUGGGUUGAUCAAGGUUUGGGUUUGUAUACAUGAUAAAACUUUUGAUGAAUAUAAUGAGGAGCUAAAGAUCUUAGAAGUAAUCACUCAAUGUCUAGAAGGAGAAAAAUUAAAUAAGCAUUAUUCUGGAAAAUCCAUACACGUACUCCAAAUCAAAUUUACAGAUUAUGAACAUGUUCCUGCUUAG
Molecule: messenger RNA, 312 nt
Organism: Entrophospora sp. SA101
Lineage: Eukaryota; Fungi; Glomeromycota; Glomeromycetes; Entrophosporales; Entrophosporaceae
Source: the annotation of a GenBank genome assembly